UACAAGAGAGUGGAGUCCUUAAAAUUAGAUAAUAUUAAUAAUAUUAGUCGCUGUUUUUAUGUUGUUCACCUGUUUAAGUGGCGGUUUUCUAAAGGUGGCUUAAGUGGGUUAAGGCGAACAUCAGGAAUCCUGAUAUUCCGGGCCGGACAUCGAAACGACCGGGGCGAACAUCCAAAGAAAGCCGUAAAAAUUAAAUAAAACGUGCUUAAUCGAACGCUAUAUCAUUACAAUUAUAAACAAUUGGCCGAGCCGACUCGUCUGCUUUUACGUAAGAUAUUCCACCAAAUUACUGGAGGGUGCGCUGUUCUUGUUUUUGUUUGGGCUGCUGCUGCUGCUAGAAUUUUGCAAAACCCACUCGCACACACAUACCACCUGUUUGUUUAUAACCAACACAAAGACAUCCGGACAGAUAGACAGAGGAGCGGAGCCCGUGGAGCCACAAAUAGUUGGGGAAUUGCGUGUGUGCGCCCCCAUGAGUAGUAAUCGUAACGUAGUUUUCCGCAGUCGCCUCCGAAAGUCGCGUGUCGCACACAUUCGAUCAUUUAUUUAUGGCGUCAAAUGCGCAGCUCGGAAAAAUCAUUUUGAUAACCGCAAUCGCCGUGUUUUUCUACUAUUUCUUUUGGGUGGCGGUGCUGCCGUUUAUGCUCAUCGAUGAAGGCAAUCCCAUAAGGCUGUUCUUUCCGCCUCUGAAGUACGCAUUCAUAGUGCCUUUUAUAUUCGGGGUAAUCUUCCUCGGCGGCAUUGCCGCGUUCUCCUUCUACCACAUUUGGAGCCUAAAGGUGAAGCGCGAUUAGAGCAGCACACGCAGCACAAGCGAUCCGGUAAGGUUAUCACUUGGAGCCAACGCGCUGCGAUUAAACUGAAUAUAGG
Messenger RNA from Drosophila obscura, 870 nucleotides. RefSeq names its product dolichol-phosphate mannose synthase subunit 2 (gene Dpm2). The record is from RefSeq and is a predicted model, not a curated record. Gene Ontology annotation, cellular component: endoplasmic reticulum membrane; dolichol-phosphate-mannose synthase complex. Lineage: Eukaryota; Metazoa; Arthropoda; Insecta; Diptera; Drosophilidae. Gene Ontology annotation, molecular function: enzyme regulator activity. The coding region runs from base 549 to 794 and encodes 81 amino acids. Gene Ontology annotation, biological process: GPI anchor biosynthetic process. The transcript has 2 exons.